Papilio xuthus (Asian swallowtail) is the source of this 5646-nucleotide messenger RNA. RefSeq names its product grainy head (gene grh). Gene Ontology annotation, cellular component: nucleus. Gene Ontology annotation, biological process: regulation of transcription by RNA polymerase II. The record is from RefSeq and is a predicted model, not a curated record. Lineage: Eukaryota; Metazoa; Arthropoda; Insecta; Lepidoptera; Papilionidae. Gene Ontology annotation, molecular function: RNA polymerase II cis-regulatory region sequence-specific DNA binding; DNA-binding transcription activator activity, RNA polymerase II-specific. Bases 588 to 3428 code for a protein of 946 amino acids. The transcript is spliced from 15 exons.
UAUCCUAUACAUUCAUACGUUAUGAAUUGAAAAUUGCCAAAGCUGGGAUCAUUAUUCUUUUUUUUGCUUUAUCUGUCACUGUUAUAACAUGAUGUUUGUAACAUAAUGUAAAGGAAUGUAUGGGUGAUCCUAAUAAGAAUCGUUAACAACAAUUUUUAAUUUGGUUCAAAUGUGUCAAGAUUGCGCAGUGACGUUUGUUUUGGUUAUUGUACAAUGACGGGUUCGACAAGACAAGCACGUGCUUGUAAUAGUCGUUUCCAGUUUGUACCGUUCGGAGGUGGUUUGGUGCGCGACCGCGGCCGGAGCCGCUCCUGAACGAGUUCGGGCGCUUCUCGACUAUCAGGUGCUACUUGAUACUCGUUCUUCUAACUGGACCCCUGUCAGCUGUUUCGUUGUUGUCAUAGGUAUAUUGUUCGCAACUCGGGGUGUAGGUAUCGUCUAGGAAUAUUAAGGGCACUACUUACAUUUAAGACAAUCAACUAAAGGCUUACAAUGAUCAAGUGUCAUAUAAAGAAUUUUUUAAGUCGUUGAGCAAGGGAGAAAUAUAAAGUUUCACAAUGAUAUAAGAUUUACAAGCAAGACAAUUUAUGAAUGUCGUACGAGCACGUCAUGAAGCGUAUAUCGGGAUCGUCUCGUGUGGAGCGGGGCGGUCCCUGGCGGUCCCCGGCCGUCCACGGCGAGGCCGCAACAUGGCGUCGCCGCAGGCCAGCCCGCGCGCUGGCUCUCCCGCCUCCGCACCGCGCUCCCCCGCGCCCGCGCAUGCCGUACUCGCAACCAUGACCCCUGUGCAGCCGGCACACGACUACUACCCGCACAAGGUCGAGAUGGACUCCGACGACGGCUACCCGCCCGAAGCGCACUCUUACCGCCACUCGCCGCACGAGCUCGCCGCGUAUGCGCCCGACAACAAGGUGCAGGUCCAGCCGGACGUUUACGACCAGGGCAUGGAUUCCAUCGACGAGAAGACCCCAAUCGAUCUCAUCUACGAGGAUGACAAGCAGACUGUUAUAUAUACAACGACGCCGGAUCAGAAACGAGUGGAGAUGAUCAGCGGGCAGCUGGAGGACGGGCAGCUGGUCGGCGGCGGAGGGCAGCUCGUUGAUGGCGGCGUGUCCGUGGUGGUCGGCGCGCCCGGUCAGGGCACCGUGCUCGUGCUAGCCGAUCACGUCGUUGACGAAUUGGGACAAGUUAUCACAAUACCCAGAAGACGCAAGGAGGUGAUGGAGGUGAGCGGCGAGUCGUGGCGCACGUACUACGCGGGCGGCGAGCCGGCGCUGGCCGCGGCGGCGCUGGGCGUCGCUGAGGACGCGCACGGGCACGGCCAACCCCAGCCGCUCGUCGCAGAGUACUACAAGCUGCCGCCACUCGCGCAGGACGCACACCUGAACUUACACAAAGAUGUUAAAAUUGACGUCUGGCCGGCCGGCGGCGCGCUGAAGGCGGCCAAUGGCGCGCACGGGGCGGAGCUGGGCGAGCUGUCGGUGCUGCUGCACGCGGGGAGCGUGAAGCGCGAGCCCGAGGACCUCAGCCGCAAGGUGGUCGACGAGCCCGAGCCGCACGCGCUCAAGCCGCCGCGACACAAGGUGGCGGUCGGCGAGCCCGGGGAAGCGGGGUCGCCGUCGCCGGUGCCAUCGCGCGCCUCCUCGGCGGGCUCAUUGCUGCCGGACGCGGCGAUGUAUGCGGCGCAGAUGUUCGCGCCGCCCGGCACCCCUAGCCCUACCCCAUACGGGGAUCAGUAUUCUCGUCAGCCAGCCACCUUCGCCGGAGAGCCUUACUACCGAGAGUACUUUGUGGGCGAUGGAUACCAGCAAAGAAGCGCGCCUCCCUACGCCGACGCGGAGCCGGCUCCGGCGUCGACGUUCGGCGAGCGGUACGCCGCGCCCCGGUACCACAGCAAAAGCGUGAUCGCAGCGGCUGGGCUCACCGUGGACCUGCCGUCGCCGGACAGUGGCAUCGGCGCGGAUGCGGUGACACCGCGAGACCACACCGCCGUGCAGCAGUCUUUCGAGUACACGGUGAUCUGCCAGCAGCCGGGCGUGGGCGAGGACGGCCGCGGUACCCCUUCCGCGCACCACUCCCCCGCGCAGCCCCCCCGUACGCGCCCCUGGCACGACUUUGGUCGACAAAAUGAUGCAGACAAGAUACAAAUCGCCAAACUGUUUUCGCCGUACGGGUUCAAAUACCACCUCGAGACAGCUAGCAGUAGCUCCCAGCGGCGAGAAGAUGACCGUAUUACCUACAUUAACAAAGGCCAGUUCUACGGCAUCACGCUCGAGUACGUCCACGACCCAGACAAGCCUCUUAAAAACCAAACGGUUAAGAGCGUGGUUAUGCUGAUGUUCAGAGAGGAAAAAUCCCCCGAAGACGAGAUUAAAGCGUGGCAGUUCUGGCACGGCAGGCAGCAUUCAGUGAAACAAAGAAUACUUGACGCCGACACUAAGAACAGCAUCGGCCUUGCCGGCUGCAUUGAGGAGGUGGCACACAACGCCAUCGCCGUCUACUGGAACCCACUUGAAAGCGCUGCCAAGAUCAACAUUGCAGUGCAGUGUCUAAGUACGGACUUCAGCAGUCAAAAGGGCGUAAAGGGCCUUCCACUUCACAUUCAAAUCGACACCUUUGAAGAUCCGAGAGACACGCAAGUUUACCACAGAGGAUAUUGCCAGAUAAAAGUGUUUUGCGAUAAGGGCGCCGAAAGAAAAACGAGAGACGAGGAGAGAAGAGCAGCGAAAAGAAAAUUGUCGGCCACAAACAGAAAGAAGCUCGAUGAAAUAUAUCACCCGGUGACAGAACGUAGCGAGUUCUAUUCGAUGGCGGACCUCUCGAAACCUCCAGUGCUGUUCAGUCCGGCAGAAGAUAUUGAUAAGUUAGCCGGAAUGGAUAUUCAAGGUUUCUACGGUCACGACGAAGCAGCUCUAGCGGAGGCCCACCUUAAAGGAGCGUCGCCUUUCCUUCUCCAUGCAGCGAAGCCGCAAGUUCCAGCUUUGAAAUUCCACAAUCACUUCCCGCCCGACGCCCCUGCUUAUCGAUCAGAUGUGGGCGGAUUGUCACCAUACAGCGACCGCAAAGACUCGCUAGAACUGGAGGGCGUGCUGGGUAAGCGCGCACGCACCGGCACGCCGCCACUCAGCGAGCGCGUUAUGCUGUACGUGCGCCAGGACACCGACGACGUAUAUACGCCGCUGCACGUCGCGCCGCCCACCACGCAGGGCCUCCUGCACGCCAUUGAGAAUAAGUACAAAAUUUCAAGUUCGGCAAUAAAUAAUCUUUAUCGAAAGAACAAGAAAGGGAUUACGGCCAAAAUUGACGACGAGAUGCUGGCAUACUACUGCAAUGAGGACCUGUUCCUGCUGGAAGUCCGGCCGGCGGGUGCCAGCGAGGACGAGCCCCUGUACGACAUCACGUUCGUAGAGCUGCCGCUCGACCACUAGCGCCGCGCCCGCGCCCACUGGCGCCCGCCGCGCUGCGCCCGACGCCCGCCCACACUCGCGCCGCACCCUCGCCUGACGCUCCCGGACGGAUCCUCUCGUCGCUUGCUCAAUGCGCUCUCUACUAAUGUUACAUGUAUACGUGAAAUGUUUAAUUUUUAUGGUCAUCUGUGGCGGAUUAUGCGAAGGGUCGUCUUAACAUUCCCAUUAACACUCAUAAUUUAUAUGAUAAGGUCUCAAAAAUUGUCGAUCUCAGAUUGAAAUUUACUAUUAAGUGUUUCAUUCACCAUACUUUGUCUUAAAUACAAACCGAAUGUCACAAAUUGUAGUCGGUCGUCGUUAGAAAGACGGGCGCUAGAGGGACCGACUUGUAAAUACAUACAUAUUUUAGUACCUUAUGAAAUUACAACACAUAGUGCGACAAAUUGGCGAUAGCAAGUAACAUUUUGAUGAGUCAGAACUAAAGUGACGUGUGACAGUUGUAAUGAUAUUGUUUAAUACAUAUGUAUGUUACAUGUUAAUGAGAAAUGAUCUGCUGCGUAGAGGAAUUGUAACGUGCGUGCCAUUCACUCGGUUAUCAUUCUAGAUUGUAGUUAAUGUUUCAACAGGUACCUUUUAAUCUUGCCAUGGUGAUAAAGUAAGAAAUUCUUGUCACAAACAUUUUAUAACAUGUAGAUAGUUCGUUCAUCUACAGUCGAUAAGGAAUAUAAUGUGCCUUUGACGUAAAAAUAAUGUUAUUUUUUAUUAUAAGUGAGUUAAGUCAAAUUAAAUGCCAUCCACUUUGUUAAGUUUUAUAAAUAAGUUUGCUUUUAUAAGCUCGCUCAAUACAAUCAUUUAGUAAAGUUGAUAUUAGUUUUAAGUUCAAAAAUGUUCAGAAAUUCCGUUCUUAAAGCCAUUAAAAUAUGUAAUUUGGAUUAUUUUUUUACAAUAUCAACUUGCCAAGAUUUAUGGCAGUCGAUAAACGGAAGCAAUAAAAUUUAAUUUUUAAUUUAUGGACGAGAUAGAGGCCCGACAGUCACGCCGUGUUGGCCCCGACACAUUUGUUUUAAUAGUCAAAACAGUCACAAAGUUUAAUAUGCAACAAUAACAUAAUAAUUGUGGGGAGUGGUAUGUGUACGAUUUUAGAUUUUAUUAAAUAGUUUUUUUAUUAUUUUAAUAUUUUCGUUUUCAUUACGUUAGUAAUCGAGCCAUGAGGACACUUAAGCAUCAAGUAAGAACCUGACUUGCAUUUUCGUUGUGACUUAUUCUUUAGAAAUUAAUGUUUAAUGUUUUAGAACUAAUAUUGCAUCAUUUUCAUACAUAUCCGUGAAUGUAAACUGAACCUAUUGAUCAGUAACGGAAAAUAUUUUUCAAAUUAUUCUAUUAUUCUAAGCGUGUUUUUCCACCGAUUUAUUCGAAAUUCAGAACCAGGUUCUGUUUUCACAAAGGGAUUGGUCGCAGACAAAGUCGCCCAAGAUGUUGUUAGAAGUGCCUAGUGCGGACGGUUCGAUUAACUGCCAUAUUAUGACAUAAACUAGAUUACUUACCUUAGUUAUAGAGUUUAAGUAUAGUUUGUUACAUUAUGAUCAAUUUCUCAAUCGAGUAUAUUAUAAUCAAAUCUAAGAUAAUGCUAUUGAUACUUCUCAUUAUAAUAUGUAUUAUUGUUUUUUAUAUGUUGAGCUGCAAUUGCGCCGCGUUCGGUUUUAUGCGCGCAAACAAAUUGUUAUCUUCCAAGCAACUUAUAUUUUACACACUCGUUAAUAUAUCUUCACUAUUUUUAAGUAAAUUGAAAUCUCUCUAUAUGAAAUAUAAUUGUUUUACUUUAACGCAUCUCAUUGCUCAAAGUCUGCAUUUACGUUUCUCGUGCGAGGCGGACUCUAACAUUGUUUUAUAUUUUACCUACUUAUACGUAUCGAUGUAAUGAUAUUUAUUUAUAUGUACUUAUGAUAUAAAUUGUGCAGCUUUAAUGUUUACUUACAAUGGUUUUAGAUCGUGAUUUUGAAUCUCGUCAUAAGUCACAAACGUCAGUAGCAAUAGCGUAGAGCCGCGUAGGAGUUGCGUAGCGAGCGCGUCCGCGAGGUGUCGUCGGCAGGCGGCGCUCGGCUGUGUUGUGCAAUGUUUAAACAGAGUUUAGUGUAGAAAAAGCUCGCGCCUUGACGGCCGAGUGGAAGAGGAUGGAGAGAUUGGGGUAUAGUGGAGUGGCAGCGCGCUCUGCCGGCGCGGCGCGGACUCGCCCAGCAGA